CCACUGCUCCUCCCCCCAGGGUCCCCGCGCGGCCCCCGGUCGCCCGGGCAGCGGCGGCAGCGGAGGCACUCGCACCCCGGCCCCGGCGGGCCCCGGCGGAGCAGCGGACACAGGUCCCAGGAAGGUGGCGUCAGCAUCUGCAACCGCGUCGACAACGUUGUCAGAGCCUCCGCGAAGGACCCAGGAGAACCGGACUAGGACCAGGGUGCUGGGCCUCCCCUCUUUCCCAAUGGAGAAGUCAGCGGCCUCAACAGAGCCUCAAGGGCCACGGCCAGUCCUGGGCCGUGAAAGUGUCCAGGUGCCGGACGACCAGGACUUCCGCAGCUUCCGGUUAGAGUGUGAGGCUGAGGUGGGCUGGAAUCUGACUUACAGCAAGGCUGGCGUGUCUGUGUGGGUGCAGGCUAUGGAGAUGGAUCGGACUCUACACAAGAUCAAGUGCCGUAUGGAGUGCCGUGAUGUGCCAGCAGAGACACUCUACGAUGUCCUACACGACAUUGAGUACCGAAAGAAAUGGGACAGCAACGUCAUUGAAACUUUCGACAUCGCCCGUUUGACAGUCAACGCUGAUGUGGGCUAUUAUUCUUGGAGGUGUCCCAAGCCUCUGAAGAACCGUGAUGUCAUCACCCUCCGCUCCUGGCUCCCCAUGGGCACUGAUUACAUCAUCAUGAACUACUCAGUCAAACAUCCUAAAUACCCACCUCGAAAAGACUUGGUCCGAGCUGUGUCCAUCCAGACGGGCUACCUCAUCCAGAGCACUGGGCCCAAGAGCUGCGUCAUCACCUACCUGGCCCAGGUGGACCCCAAAGGCUCCUUACCCAAGUGGGUAGUGAAUAAAUCUUCUCAGUUCCUGGCUCCCAAGGCCAUGAAGAAGAUGUACAAGGCAUGUGUCAAGUACCCUGAGUGGAAGCAGAAGCAUCAGCCACACUUCAAGCCAUGGCUGCACCCAGAGCAGAGCCCAUUGCCCAGCCUGGCACUGUCGGAGCUGUCAGUGCAGCACGCAGACUCACUGGAGAACAUCGACGAGAGCACAGUGGCAGAGAGCAGGGAGGAGCGAGUGGGUGGUGCAGGUGGCGAGGGCAGUGAUGAUGACACCUCGCUCACCUGAGUGCAGCACUGCUGCAUGGACUGAGACCGGACUGGGGCUGAGCCCUGGGGCAUGGAUCCUCCCGCACUUCCUCCUGUCUCUCACCCUGCCUCCUGGGGGCCUUGGGCUGCGCCCAGGCGGCAUUGCAGCCUGGCUGGACACAGCCCCAAUAAACGAUCCCACAGCCUCA
This is a messenger RNA of Marmota monax (woodchuck), 1274 nucleotides long. It is a transcript of the gene Stard10, whose product is annotated as StAR related lipid transfer domain containing 10. Lineage: Eukaryota; Metazoa; Chordata; Mammalia; Rodentia; Sciuridae. Gene Ontology annotation, molecular function: lipid binding. Bases 230 to 1105 code for a protein of 291 amino acids. The record is from RefSeq and is a predicted model, not a curated record. The transcript has 7 exons.